Messenger RNA from Ectocarpus sp. CCAP 1310/34, 1308 nucleotides. The record is from the annotation of a GenBank genome assembly. NCBI's taxonomy places the organism in Eukaryota, Phaeophyceae, Ectocarpales, Ectocarpaceae.
AUGAUGUCGGUCAUCGUGCGCGUGGCCGGCCUGUUCGGACUGAUGGUGUCGGAGCCAAAGACGGAGAUCAUGUGCAUGCUGCCAAAAGGGAUCGAGGAACGCCCGUUCACGGUCAGCGCCGCCGGCCAGACGUACAAGCAGACAGAUCGGUUUGUGUACCUCGGACGUACCAUCUCCGCGGACGGGAAGGCCGACCGGGAGAUCACGAGCCGCAGCUGCCGAGCGUGGAAGUGCUACCGCCGGAACAGUGCUUCGAUGUACGACAGGCGACGGGCCAACCGCCAGCUCAAGAUCCGGCUUCUCCAGGCUGAAGUGGUGGAGACUCUCCUGUAUGGGUGCGCCUCGUGGAGACUAACAGCGGAGCACGACACGAAGCUCAAUGGGACCCACCACCAGUUCCUCUCACGGUGCAUCGGCUGGAGCAAGCGGAAACGCUCAGACCGCCCCCUGUCCUAUGCCCAGGCCCUCAUCCAGGCAGGCUGCGAGGAAACCAUCGAGGCCACCGUGCGCAAACGGAGACUGUGUUUCGCGGGCUUCGUUAUGCGCAUGGAGGACAACCGCCUCCCCACGCGCAUGCUGUUAGGAGCGAUGGCGGGGGGCGUGGGAUACCGGGGCGGGCAGGAGAGCGACUGGGUGUCUCGUCUAGGAGAGGACCUCGUGGCCUUCAACAUGGGAGACGAAAAGGAAGGGGGGAAAUGGAAAGAGAGCGCCAAGAACUCGGAGGUGUGGUACAACAAGGUCGAGGACGGGGCGGCAUGGUUCAUGAGGAAAUGGCACAGGCAGGAGGCGGAAGCGACCGAAGAGAAAGAGAACCGGCGAAGCGGCGGUGGGGGGGAAGAAACGGCGACCGGGCACUGCAGUAGAAGCGAGUAGGGCGGCCGAGGCAGCGCUUGUGGCGAACUUGUACCCGGCUGAUGUUGUUGCGCCCUGUUUCCCUCCCUGCCGUAUGCUAUACUCCUUUAUGUAUGUCCUUGUAUUGCCUUCGGCCUCUGUGCUGUGUUUCUUUUUUUUUUUCAUGACCUCCCUGCCUGCUCUGCUGUGUUGGGUACCUUGAUCUCGCUUUGCUGUUGCCUUUGUUUUUUUGUACGGCUGGCUGUCUGCCCAUCUGCCGCCUCUUUGCCCUGUUUGCUCCGUUACUCCCAUGCCCUGGUGCGCAGUGCCUGGUGCUGGUACGUUACCCUUUGAUUUUUUCUUUCGGCGGGUGUGGGAAGCGUCCUCCUUUAUUUUUUUUUUUUUUUUUUUUUUGUUUUAUUUUGAUUGGUGUCCGAGGGCUCUUUUCUCGAACGGUAGGUGCGAUACCUGUUCUUU